Eimeria tenella is the source of this 309-nucleotide messenger RNA. RefSeq lists its product as uncharacterized. The record is from RefSeq and is a predicted model, not a curated record. NCBI's taxonomy places the organism in Eukaryota, Apicomplexa, Conoidasida, Eucoccidiorida, Eimeriidae. Bases 1 to 309 code for a protein of 102 amino acids. The transcript has a single exon.
AUGGUAGCAGCAGCAGCAGCAGCAGGAGUGGGGCGUCGCAGUGGCGUCCUAGGCCUGCAGCAGCAGCAGCAACAGCAGCAACAGCAGCACCAAGAACAGCAGCAGCAGCAGCAGGAAGUUUCUGCCCGCGGCUGCGGCGGCUGCUGCUGUCUUCCAGCGACGAAGAGACAGAGCCCCCUAGAGCAGCUCGUACCCCAGCAGCAGCAGCAGCAGCAGCAGCAGCAAGAACAGCAGCAGCCCAAGCAGCACCAAGAUCUGCGCCAAGAGGGACACAGGGGACAGCAGCAGCAGCAGCAGCAGCACCUUUAA